GGGGAUCCUCAUAUGCCUCCAGAGUCCAUGCGGACAUUUUUACUGGGCUCGUCUCAAACUGGGCCUUUCGAAAGACCAACCAAUUGAUAAAAUGUGUCGCGCCAAAGACUACAAAAUCAAUAGGUUCAUCUCCAGAAAUUUUGCUAACCGAAGAAGGGAAGCUUAUUUCGGGAGGCGUGUUUCCUAUUUUGACUACAAUGAGCGCCGAUCUUAUUGUUCGCUGCGCCCACUGAUCAUAUAUCAAACCUCACCUAUCCCUGCCGAAUCAUGGCCGUUGAUGGUCCGCGCUCAGACUGUGGCUAAAAACAAUAGUAUAAGAACUGAUCGUUGUUCUACGACUGUGGUGCUCCCUUACAUCUUGCUUCUUGACGCCUACGCCUUUAACAGCAUUUACAUAUUAUAUUCUUCCAUAUGAACUCUGCUCAUCCCCCUAACGUCUCUUCCUCGAGCUCACGUCCCCUGGCACAGUCUCCUCCUCCAUCAUCGAAGCCCGUAAAGACUGCGAAAAAACCCACCUCCGAAUAUCUCACCGCUCUCAUCCGCAACGCUGAGGAUCCAGAUAGGCAGGUCAUUCGCAAUCCCACGUUCACCCGCGAUUUCCCUCUCAAAUCUGGCGUACCACCCGGUGGUCAUGAUCCCACCCAAAGAACUUUACGGAAGAUCCCAAGGGUUCCUCCCUCACAACAAUCUCAUACGCCCAAACGACUCGAGUUCGAGACGGAUGUACAAGGAAUUGCUUACCAUUAUCCUGUUUCUACACCGUCCCAUCCUGCUACUCAUGAAUUGCCCAAAAAUUCCCAAAUCAAGCUUCGAUACGAAGAAUUCUGGCAGGAAAUCAAAGCAAAGCAGGAUACACUUGAGAAUGAGAUGCGGCCUGUCGAACAAUCGAGUCCCGUUGAUCAUAAAGAGGUGAAACCUGCACAGAAUGACCAUCCUCAUCGACGAGCUGCCCGUCCCCGAAAGAAGAUUAUUAUCCUGGACGAUAGCGAUGACCCAGACGCUUUCCGAGGGUUCAAAAGUCGACGAGGUCAGCAGGAGGAAGCACCCGUUUCUCCGAACCCAGAAGGCCUUGAUCGUGACUUGUCAGAUCCUGGCACUGGUAGCGAUUGGUGCGAGGAUGAAGAACUAACCGACCCAGUAGCGACAGAUAGUCAGGAAGAUGAUACGCCACUGCUUGAAUGGCUCAUCAAGUGUGAAGAAGAGGCAAUUGCCGCCAGUUCUGUCCACGUUCAAGUCGUGACGAAAGUAGAUAAAGGAGAGAAGCCUGCAGCACAGGACUUUGACCUUACCGGAUCCAAUGCCGAGGGGAGUCUAGAGAUGAGGGUGCCUUGGUAUCGUCGAAGCAAAAUUAUUAUCCUGGAUGACGACUCUGAUCCCGACGCCUUUCGUGGAUUCAAGGGUCGACGUCCUCGACUUGAACGUUCAGCUGAAGAAGAAAAAAGUCCUUCAGAGGUCGCUAUCGAGCAGCCCAUAUUUGGAAUCAGUUCCCCUUAUCCGUUUCAAUUUCGGACCUCGUUUGUUCAUAACUUUACUCGCAAUUACACUCGACCAACACGCAAACCAAGGCGGAAAGCGAACUUUUAUCCUCCCCCACGUCGUGUCCCUGUCCAAUAUCAGACCCCCGUGCAGAAGCUCAAAAAUCUUGCUAGGAAUAGAAAAGAGCAUCCACCGCGAGUCAGUUUCGCGGAGCUCCUUGGGUGGGAAUAUGAUGAGACGGAUGAGGAGAGCCAGGGCCGAUUAUCUACCGAAUGGAAGGAGGUAGAAGAAGACGAAGAAGAAGAGCUCGCUGAACCUACCACUUCCAUCCAUGACAAAUCUACCGAACAAAUCGACAACCUUUCCCUCCUUCAGCAGCAGGACGAUGACAAAAAUCCAUCAUGUGUUCCUCUUGACGGUACUCAGUCGGAAACAUCUCAAGCCUUGCACGAUGUUGAUAAUGGAUGUGAUGGAGAUGAGGAAGAUAAUGGCGAAGAUCCGUGUGUCGAGUCAGAGAAUAUCAUACCCCGCACACCUCCGCCACGUUCACUCUCUCGUAUCAAUCUCCUAUCUCUGUCUCCCUUGGAUUCCGAAUUCCGGCUCCUCAAUUGGGUAUCCGAUCUAUCGAAUCGAAGCUGUUCUCAUUCCGCAGAAGACGAGGAGUCCGAAGAUUCGCUUCGCUACCAUCCCGAUUCUCAUACAACGAGUCCAGAUUCCUCGUCGACUUCUCGCUCUCCGAAUUCCACUAGUCCACACAAAGUACCAGCUUCUUUUGUCAGUGACGAUGACCAUUUAGCCUCAUCUGAUCAUGGAAUGGGGACUGAUCAUUGGCUUCGGUAUCUUUAUCCGUCUGACGAGGAAUGAUGAGCGCUUUCAAGAAUGGAUGGACUACCAGAAGAUGAUACCGUAGUACGGAAUAAAACUCUCAAUUUAAUGAUAUAUCUUUGGACUUAGUUGCAUGUUUACGAAUAUUCUAUGCCUACUUUACAGGAUUUUUCUGUACUUUAUCCUGUGGACGGAUUCGUAGUACACAAUUGCAUG
Lentinula edodes (shiitake mushroom) is the source of this 2517-nucleotide messenger RNA. RefSeq lists its product as uncharacterized. The record is from RefSeq and is a predicted model, not a curated record. The transcript is spliced from 3 exons. Bases 412 to 2340 code for a protein of 642 amino acids. Lineage: Eukaryota; Fungi; Basidiomycota; Agaricomycetes; Agaricales; Omphalotaceae.